GCCUGUAUUUUUACGAUGGUUCCUUCCCCCUAGUUGCUUUUAUCAGCUCACCCCGCGCUUUGUUUAACAACGAUUAGUGGUGCAAAUAUGCAAUACGGUGAUGACUAAUUAUCAGAACGGCGCCAAAGCGUACAACUAAGCGGAAACCACCGUCCGUUCAAUCAGAAUGUUGGAUAUUGAUUGGAAGAGUUUCUCAUGGAAUUGGACAGAAUUCUGUCCAACGGGUCUGAAACCGUUUGCUAACGAUACAAACGAUCUGCUGCCCUGCUUCCAGAAGAUAUUGCUCCAGCUGCCCAUCUAUUAUAUAUUUGCGGCCAUAUCCGCCUACAAUUUCGGCAAUCAGACGCGACAAGUCGUACGGAAUAAGACGCAACUCCGGCUAUUGUCAUGCCGCACAAUACUCAGCAUUGUGCUGGCACUGCUACCCGUAGCCAAGAUAUUUGUAUUCCAUCGCGAGGGCAUUCCACUCUAUGCGGUCGACACUCUGGUGGUUGCCACCGAAUGCAUUAUGUGGGUGGUACACAGCGGUUUCCUGCUGACGGCUCGACACUCUGGCGACAUUAGUCAUCGCGGCACUCUCCUCACCAAUGUUUUCUGGCUGACGAUUGUUGUUUUGGAUGGCGUCUGGCUGCGCACCAGUCGGCAUUUCGACUGGUGGCCCUGGAGCCUGGCCACUCUACUAUGUGAUCUUCUCUAUGGGGCCACGCUGCUGCCCACGGGCUCAGCAGUGUACUCCAGUCAGCCACGUGGCGGUGCGAGCAGAGAGGAUGAAGCCUUGCUCUCCAAUCGCUAUACUUACUUUCAUUUCGACAUGAAUGAAGCUCACUUGGGGCAUGCCCAGGAUGAGGCCAACUGGGCGUCGCGUUUCCUCUUCCAUUGGGUGCAUCCUCUGAUUGCCAAAGGAGUGGCCGGAAAGCUGCGAAAGAUUGAGGAUCUCUUUGAUCUCCCGGAUGCCUUGAAUAUCACGCGAUUGAGCGAGCGCCUGCACCUGGCACUCUCGCAGUCCCAGAGCCUCUGGCGUGCCCUGCACAAGUGCUUUGGUUUGGAGUUUUACCUCAUUGGACUCCUGCGACUUGUGGCCGAUUUGAGUGGCUUUGCGGGUCCCCUGCUGCUGGGCGGACUCCUUCGGCAGGGCCAGGACACGGACUCGAAUUCGUCGCAGGCCUACUACUAUGCUCUGGGGCUGUUUGGCAGCACUCUGCUGUCCGCCUUGUGCUCCACACACUUUGAUUGGCGUAUGGCCAUGGUGUCGAUGAAGAUGCGGGUGGGCGUGGUCAACAGUAUCUACCGGAAGGCGCUGGAGGCCCGUGGCAUCAAGGGAAGCAAGCCGGAUAUGCUGAAUCUAAUGUCCACGGACACAGAUCGCAUUGUAAACUCUUGCAUUAGCUUUCACUUCUUCUGGAGCAUACCCUUCAAGCUGUUUACGACACUGUAUCUACUGUAUCUGCAGCUGGGCGCCGCCUUCCUGGCGGGUGUGCUCUUUGCCGCCAUGCUGAUACCUAUUAAUCGCUGGCUGGCCAAACGGAUUGGCAUCUAUUCGAGUGGCCUGAUGACGGCCAAGGAUGCCAGGCUGUCGGCCACCACAGAGACCAUGCAAGGAGCAAAACAGAUCAAAAUCAAUGCCUGGGAGGAUAUAUUUAUCACGAAGAUACGUGGGCUAAGGCAGGAGGAACUGAGAUUUCUAUCGAAGCGGAAGUAUCUGGAUGCCAUGUGCGUGUAUUUCUGGGCUACGACACCGGUGUUGAUGUGCCUGCUCACCUUCGGUGUGUCUGUCCUGAUGGGCAAUAAACUGGUGGCCUCGACGACCUACACGAGUGUGGCGCUGCUUUAUAUGCUCAUUGGACCACUAAAUGCCUUUCCCUGGGUCCUCAAUGGUCUCAUCGAGGCUUGGGUAUCAAUCCGACGCGUGCAACAGCUGAUGGACGUACCCAAUUUGGAUUAUUCCAGCUACUACAAUCCCAUAAUGCGUGGAAGCGGCGGGGAGAACACUUCUCUAAAUGCACCCAAGACCAGUGUGCUGCAGAUGAAGGGCGCCACGUUCACCCACGACAGCCAGGAGGGAGAAGCACCCACUGUUGCCAUACCCUUUCGCCUUAAGGACAUUAAUGUGGACUUCAAAGCGGGACAGCUCAUUUGCAUCGAGGGACCUAUUGGUGGGGGCAAGAGCACCUUCCUCUCGGCCAUUGUGGCCGGUCUCCAAUGCACCGAUGGCGAGGUCUGUGUCCAGGAGCUAACCACUGGCUUUGGCUAUGUACCACAGUCGCCUUGGCUGCAGCGUGGCACCAUACGCGACAACAUCGUGUGGGGCGCCCAUUUCGACGAGCAAUGGUACAAGAGUGUGCUCUACGCCUGCGCCCUGGAGGAGGAUCUGCAGAUCUUGGGCGGGGAUCUUGUUGGCGUGGGCGAGAAUGGUAGAACUUUGUCCGGAGGCCAACGUGCCCGAGUUGCUUUGGCCAGAGCCGUUUAUCAGGAUAAGAAAAUUUAUCUGCUGGAUGAUGUACUCUCCUCGCUGGAUGCCCAUGUGGCCAGGCACAUUAUCAAGCAUUGUAUACUCCGUUUGCUGAAGCACAAGACCCGGAUUGUGGUCACGCGUAGUGUGCCCCUGUUCUUCCAUGCCAAUCAGAUACUGCAGGUGAAGGAUGGCCAGCUGGGACCCAGUGAAUACAUGACACAAAGCAUUGAUCUCAGCGAAGAGGAUGUGGACGAAGACGAUGCGGAUCAGCCAGUGCGUCGCCGUUCCGUGGAGAUAUCCAAUCAGGAUGACAAUCGGAGCGUAGACAGUCUGCUGAUCGAGGAAUCCCGGGAAUUUGGGCAUCUAUCGAGCAAUGUUUUUGCCUGCUAUUGGCGUGCCGUCACCUCACCCUUGGCCUUCGCCGUUCUGUUUUUUGUGCUGCUCAUGCAGAUGACCAGGAAUCUGAGUGAUGCCUGGCUGGCGCAUUGGGUCACAGAGACCACACUGGAUCCCCAUUCGAAUGACACAUCGCUGGAGCAUCUGUUGGGUAACGACUCGGCAUCGGGUCAUACCACUGGCUUCUAUCUGGGCAUCUUCACGGCCAUUGCGGUGACCAAUUCUUUGGCCACGCUGGCCAGGGCCUUCAUCUUUGCCUAUGCUGGCAUCAAGGCGGCUAUUUUCAUGCACGAACAGCUCCUCAAGAAAGUCAUGUUUGCCAAGUUCAACUUUUUCGACAUUACCUCCGUGGGACGCAUCCUGAAUCGUUUCUCCUCCGAUACGAACACUGUGGACGAUUCGCUCCCUUUUAUACUCAACAUUCUGUUGGCACAAUUGGCCGGACUGGUGGGUGCCCUCUGUGUCUGUCUGUACGCCAUGCCCUGGCUGGGUCUGGUCAUCAUUCCGAUGGUACCAAUCUACCUCAAUCUGCAGCAACGCUAUCGCCAUGCCUCGCGGGAUAUUAAGCGUUUGUCGAGCAAUGCCAUGUCCCCGCUUUACACACACUUUACGGAGACGCUGCAGGGUUUGACAACGAUCAGGAGCAUGAGGGCAAGUCCUCGCUUUCAGAGGGACUUCCAGGUGAAGCUGGAGGAGAGUAUCAAGGCGCAAUUGACGCAGUCAGCGGCUCAACAGUGGCUGGCCCUGCGUAUGCAGUUGCUCGGCACGCUACUGGUGGGUGGUGCGGGUCUCCUAGCCGCCAUUACAGCCUCGCAUGCAACGAAUCCCGGUCUGGUUGGGCUGUGUAUCUCCUAUGCUCUCUCGAUUACGGGACAGCUGGGGGAUCUGCUGCAUGCAGUGGCCGAAACGGAGCAGGAACUGGUUGCCGUCGAACGUGUGGAUCAGUAUCUGCAGUUGGAGGGCGAACAGAAUGCCUUGGGCAGUGCAGAUCCUCCAUUUGGCUGGCCCACACAGGGCGUCCUCCGCUUUCAGGAGGUUCAAUUGAGCUACAGGGAGCAUCUGAUACCGGCCCUGCGUGGCAUCAGCUUCGAUACGGAGGCGUUCGAGCGCAUUGGCAUUGUGGGGCGCACUGGUGCGGGCAAGACGUCUGUUCUGGCUGCCCUGCUGCGUGUGGCACCGCUCUCCCAGGGAGAGAUACGACUGGAUCAGGUGAAUCUAAAGACUUUGCCGUUGAGUGUACUUCGGGAGAGAAUAGGAGUCAUCACCCAAGAGCCUUUCCUCUUCGAAGGAACUGUGAGGGAAAAUCUGGACCCCCGUCAUGGCUUCUAUGACUCGGAGAUCUGGCAUGCCGUCAAAAACUCGGCGGCGGCUACGCUGUUGGUGCAACAGCUGGGAGGCCUGGAUGGUCGCGUAGAGCAGUGCGGCAAUAAUUUAUCUGCUGGACAGCGGCAGCUUCUAUGUCUCGCUCGAGCAUUGCUGAAGAACGCCAAAGUUGUGUGCAUCGAUGAGGGCACCUCCAAUUUGGACGAUGAAUCCGAUCUGUGCAUGCAGCAGGCGCUACGCAAUGCCUUCAAGAGCUGCACUUUGCUGUUUAUAGCCCAUCGGUUGCGUGGCCUGCAGGCCAUGGAUCGCAUUAUUGUCCUAGACGAUGGUAGGAUCUGUGAGGAGGGCAAACCGCAGGAGUUGGCCCAUAAUACAGCGACCAUAUUCCAUGGCAUGUUAGUGGCCCAGGACAUCAGUCUCGAGGAUUUUACUAGGCUGGAUUAGGACACACGAAAAACGAUUGUGAGGAUACUAGCUAAUGUUAGGUAUCCUUGUAAAUAUGUCGAUACUACUUGUACAAUUCUCGAUUGUAUUAUUUUUUUAGUUAAUAUUUAAUUUGUUUUAAACGAUUCACCAUGAAUCACCAUAAUCCAACGAGUUCCGAUUGCAAAUAUAACAAUAUUUUGUUUUUAGUUUUAUUUCUAAAUUUAUUUAAGCCAAAUAUCAAUUUAACAAUUUUAAUUAUAUUUAAAUUAUAUUUGUAGUCAAAAAAGCCAAAAAAAGGUAAAAAUUGUAAGCGAGUUCCCCUUAAAAAACAAUCCUAUUUUGCUUUGUCUUAUUUCUGCAUUUAUUUAAUCAAAAAAUGAAUUUGAUUUUUGUAUGGGACUUUCCCUAU
Molecule: messenger RNA, 5006 nt
Organism: Drosophila miranda
Lineage: Eukaryota; Metazoa; Arthropoda; Insecta; Diptera; Drosophilidae
Product: multidrug resistance-associated protein 7
Exons: 5
Coding region: 167-4615 (1482 amino acids)
Biological process (GO): transmembrane transport
Cellular component (GO): membrane
Molecular function (GO): ATP binding; ATP hydrolysis activity; ABC-type transporter activity
Source: RefSeq, a predicted model, not a curated record